AAAUUUCUUGGUGGGUCCACUACUUGCUUCAACAAGAGUAACAGUUAGUGCAAUUAUUUGGACACUACACCUUAAUCGCACAUUACAAAACUCAUUGUAUAUCCCAUUUUUUAGCAGAGAACCAGAGACAGAGGCCCAAUUCAUUUUGAUGGGUAUUUAUUUGAACAGAUAUAGAUUAGUCAUUUUGGGGAUUAUGUUUCGAGUUUUUAUGGUCUUGCUCUUGUUCAGGAUAGGCUUCUCAGAUGAUAUACCAGCGUCUUUUGUCUUCGGAGAUUCCUUGCUCGAUGUGGGGAACAACAACUACAUCGUUUCACUAGCCAAAGCAAACCAUGACCCUUUUGGAAUUGACUUUGGAAUGCCCACUGGUCGUUUCAGCAAUGGAAGAACAGUUAUAGAUAUUAUAAAUCAGCAACUGGGUCUUGGCUUUUCACCUCCUUACUUGGCUCCCACUACUACUGGAUCAGCUGUUCUCAAGGGUGUCAAUUAUGCUUCUGGUGCAGGUGGAAUUCUCAAUAAUUCUGGUGAAAUAUUUGGUGGGCGAAUCAACUUUGAUGCACAGAUUGACAACUUUGCAAAUACAAGGGAAGAAAUUAUCUCCUUAAUUGGUGUUCCUGCGGCUCACAAUUUGUUUAACAAGUCCCUCUUUGUAGUUGAACUAGGCUCAAAUGAUUUCCUAGAUAACUAUUUGACACCUAUAUUCUCAAUUCCAGAAAGGGUGUUGGUAUCUCCAGAAUCAUUUGUGGCCACCUUAGUAUCAAGACUCAAGCUACAGCUCACAAGGCUAUUCAGUCUAGGGGCCAGAAAAAUUGUUGUGGCAAAUGUAGGACCUAUUGGGUGCAUACCAUAUUUGAGGGAUUUUAACCCAUAUGCUGGAGAUGAAUGUGUCACUUUCCCUAAUGAGCUAGCUCAGUUAUUUAACACCAAAUUGAAGAGCCUUGUUGCAGAGCUGAGGACAAAAUUGGAAGGGUCAUUAUUUGUUUAUGCAGAUGUUUACCAUACUAUGGAAGAUAUGAUACUGAAUUAUAAUGAAUAUGGUUUCGAGAAUCCGAAUAGUGCAUGCUGUCACCUGGCUGGUAGAUUUGGAGGCUUGAUUCCAUGCAAUUAUAAUUCAAAAGUUUGUGAGGAUCGGUCUAAGUAUGUUUUCUGGGAUACUUACCAUCCUAGUGAUGCUGCCAAUGUUGUCAUUGCUCAACGUCUCUUAAAUGGUGAUACUCGUGACAUCUCACCUAUGAACAUUUGUCAACUUUCCAAAGCUUAAUCCAAUGGAUGAAUUGGAAAUUUUGUGGGAAACUAGAAAAGGAAAUCUACUUUGUAAAAUGCACAGGAAAUUGUACCCAUUCUCAAUGAAGUAAAAAAUAAAUUA
Messenger RNA from Cajanus cajan (pigeon pea), 1363 nucleotides. RefSeq names its product GDSL esterase/lipase At4g16230. The record is from RefSeq and is a predicted model, not a curated record. NCBI's taxonomy places the organism in Eukaryota, Viridiplantae, Streptophyta, Magnoliopsida, Fabales, Fabaceae. Gene Ontology annotation, molecular function: hydrolase activity, acting on ester bonds.